AAACUCAACGGGGUGGAGUCACGUGAUGCCCAACCAUACCUGAAGACCUAUAUAAAUGAGAUCUAUACCUUUAUCAUUCUUCAUUAGCUCGUCUUUUGAUCUCUUGCAAACAUGAAAUCACUCUCAGCGUUUCUCCUAUUGGUGUCCGUUGCCACCCUCUGUCAUGCUAAUAUGGGGGCGGAAAAAGUGAGUGAAGAUGAUAAUUUCAUCGUCUACCGCAUUCCUGUAAAAGAUCUGGAAUCUCAGGCCAGCGGAUACUAUCAAGGCAUUUCUCCAAGUACCCUCGGAAGGUCCUCCAGCAAAAGUUCAAGUUCUAGCAAAAGCACAUCUUCAUCGACUGGGUCCGGCAAGGGUAAAGGUUAUGGGGAAGGAUCUUCAUCGGCAGGACAUGGCCAUGGUCACGGUGGAUCGAGUCACGGAGAAGGUUAUGGAGGCAGCAGUGAGGGCGGUUACAGCGGAGGUCAUGGCUACGGCCAAGGUGGCUCCGGAGGUGGAUACGGUCAUGGUGGAUCCGGCGGUGGAUAUGGACACGGUGGCUCUGGAGGUGGAUAUGGUCAUGGUGGAACUGGUGGUGGAUAUGGACACGGUGGCUCAAGCGGUGGUUAUGGCCAUGGUGAAUCUGGUGCUGGUCACGGCUAUGGUGGUUACGGUACUGGAAGUAGCGGCCACGGAGCUGGCUAUGGAGGACAAGGAUACCCUCAGAAAGCCAGCUACACACCGGCUGGAUAUGAUGAACCAUCCGACGAAGAGUCAGACUACCCGAAAGUCGUAACGACCACCAAAACUUACACUACGAACAGUGCCCAUGACUCAGGACGACCCAGCAGCCAAUACAGGCAAAUUCCGGACAGUCUAGGAAACAUUCGAUUCAGGUUGGGAGAUUAUUUGAAGAACACACCCGGGCAUGAGGGCAGCGCCACCAAAUAUAGACAGAAACUAAUCGAAGAAUUCGGGGCAGCAGCCUCCUCCCCAGGCUACAGAUCCGGUCAAGGUUUCAACAUCAACGAUUUGACUCGAAGCUUGAAUCAAGGACUGAGACCCUCUUACAGAAACAACCCAUACCAACCUCAAGCGUCCAUUCUUUUUCCAUACGCACUCCGACAGUUAUAAGAAGAGAGGCUAAUUUAUCGCUUCAACUAGCCAAAGGAUCGGAUAUUCAGGAGUCCGGAUUCAAGUGCUUUAAUAGAGCGUGAGAUGUUCCACCCUCCAUUUUAAUGUCAACACUUUAAUUAACCUUCUUCCGAUGGAAUAUAGUUUUUCAACAAUACGCAUCUUGGACAUAGUUGAUUGAAAACUAUGUCAGGUGUGGAGGUGGGUGGUGAUGCGCGCAUGAGUAAAGACAAUUACUAGGUCUACCACAGCUGAGUGUGUGCAAUACAGAUGCGAUUUAAGGAGUUUUAUGACAUAUUUUUUAAUCAUAAAAGCCUUACUUUUAAAUGCAAUAGAUAUUUCCCAAUAUUGCUCAUUUUAAUUAUAAAUUUAUGUUUAGUUAGAAGGGAAAGGGAUGUAGCCUCCACAUUUAAAAGAAAGAAAAGGAAUGCGAGGAAGAAGAAAGAGUUAUUUAUUUAUAGAUUUGUAUAAAGUCCAAUAAUUGUGUUAGCAUUUUUUAUACUCAUUCAUUCAACACUGUUUGUCUUUUGUCUAAAAUGUUUGUUUCUCGAUUUAAUAAACUCAUCUUCAGAGAUA
Molecule: messenger RNA, 1686 nt
Organism: Parasteatoda tepidariorum (common house spider)
Lineage: Eukaryota; Metazoa; Arthropoda; Arachnida; Araneae; Theridiidae
Source: RefSeq, a predicted model, not a curated record